AUGUCGAUCGGUGUGAAUAUACGCGUGACGGCCCACACUUCCAUCGGUGGGCGCAAAUAUCAAGAGGAUUUCUUUUCCGUCGCCUACCAGCAGACCCAGAACGACCAAAACCUGGAGUAUGCGUUCUUCGGUAUCUACGACGGACACGGCGGCGCGGAAGCGUCCCUCUAUGCGAAGGAGCACCUGAUGAACACCAUCGUCAAUCAGAAACUUUUCUGGUCCGAGAACGAUGCGGAUGUGCUGAAAUCGAUUCGCGAAGGUUACAUCCAGACGCACUAUGCCAUGUGGCGUGAGCAAGCUAAAUGGCCAAAAACUUCGUCCGGAUUGCCGAGCACGGCGGGGACCACUGCGAGCAUAGCAUUUAUCAGGCGUGGCAAGAUAUACAUCGGUCACGUCGGCGAUUCAGGUAUCGUGUUGGGUGCCCAGCGGGACAGGGACGGUGCAUCCGCAUCAGGGGGUGUCCCUCACGAGCAGGAUAGUCGUUGGGUGGCUACAGCACUAACGGAGGAUCACAAACCGGAAAGCUACGCCGAGAAAAUGCGCAUCAUGAGCUGCGGCGGAAAAGUGGUAGCGAAAUCGGGCGUAUCGCGUGUGGUGUGGAAUCGGCCACGGAUCGGACACAUGGGUCCCGUGCGGCGAAGUACACCGAUCGAUGAAAUCCCGUUUCUGGCCGUGGCGCGCAGUUUGGGGGAUCUGUGGAGUUACAAUUCGGCAGUCGACGAAUUCGUCGUCAGUCCAGUGCCUGAUGUUUCGGUGAUUAAAAUAGACCCGAAAAAAUUCCGGUGUCUUAUCUUCGGUAGCGAUGGACUGUGGAACGUGCUAUCGCCAAAGAAUGCGGUCGAGUUGGUGCGAAAUACGGAGAUGGAAAACGUCCGGAUUGCGCUGGAAGGCAGAAAUGAGUGGAAAAACCCGAGCAAACUGCUUGUGAAUGAAGCCCUGCAACGAUGGAGCAGAAUCAACAUGAAAGCGGACAAUACGUCCGUCGUGAUUAUUAUGCUCGAUCCUCCCGGGCCACCGAAGCGGGAUGUGUUGCGAUCGGUAAAAAAUACUAUCCCGUACGUGACCGAAUACCAUCGCCCACCGGCUGAUGCUGACGGUGCAAACGAAGCAUCGUCGCAUGCCAAAAAUAGUAACAUCGUCGAACUAGUCGAUUGCAUUACGCGAGGAGAAGCGAUUCCAGUGCAAUCGGAUCGUCCAAGCGAGCGUUAUCACAAUCAACACCAUCACCAGCACACAACUCUGCACAACUAUCAUCAGCCAGCUGUUGAACAGUACGUCCCUUCUACCUCGUACCAUGAUCUUUCUUAUACCACGGAUAGCUUUGCCGAGUCGUACAACUCGCUGUUGGAUCGUAGUUUUGAAAACACGGACCAUUCUUACACCACGAUGUACGCGCCGACGGAAGCGGCAAAGGUGAACCAAGGAUCCUACCAUCGUACGGAGGACACGUCGGAUCCGAGCUACUCGCUGACAAACCUGCAAACGAAGUCGGAACGAUUGCAAGCGGAACUGGACGACACGACGGCAGGCAGCUGCUCGCGUGAUGCUUAUUAUCGUCAGCGGCUUGGUGAUGUUUUCUGUGAAGGAAAUAUUUCCAUCAUCGAACACUUUCAUAACUAUCACCAUCAGUACGAGGAGACGAGUACAGAUUUGGCCAUUAGCGAUGAAGAACCAAUUCAGCAUCCAGAAGUUCUUCACGCUCAUCAUCAUCACCCGGAUCAACCGUUAUAUCAGAUGGAAACGGCACAGGGUUACGAUUCUGAGGAACAUGCCCAUUAUGAAGCUACCCAUUCCCAAGAAAAGCACGAGGAGGAACACCAUUCAGCUGCUUUUCAGAUGGAACGGUACGAUUAUCGAUUAACGCCGACGAAUAAUAAUGGGCUUGUGAUGCCCCACUGUCAGCUACCGGCCAGGGGGGAAUCAAAGUUGAGCCACGAACCACAGCACGCCUACCCUGCGUAUCAAGAACUAUCGAACGAUGAGAACCAAACGGUGGACACUUUCAUGUGGCAACAUGAAGAAAACAAAGAAGAUUCAUCCACUUCCCGUGUGACUUCGCGCGGUGCAGAUGGCACGAUGCCGAAGCCCCGAAUAAAGAAAAAGUCCAUCUCCGGCCAGCCAAUCGUAACGAUCUAUGAAACUCGCAGCAGCCAACGGAGGGCACGGAGAAGUAACGCGGUACCCACUAGGAGGAAACCAGGCAAAUCCAGAACUCCUAGAAGACGAAAGGUGCAUCCCAAGUGCCGCAAAAUACACGUCACCACGUCUGCCAUUGCGCGAUCGACAACGUCCAAGGUCGUUGUUCGCACUUCUUUGAUGGAACGGCGGGUUCUGCGUUCGAACGAUGGACUUUCGUCGAAGGCGCCAGCUCCACACAGUUCCACCAAUGUGGCGCAACAUUUGCGAUCAUCAUGCCGAUCAACAGCCGUCGGUCAACAUCGACAAUUAGUAAUGCUGACCACCUAUAGUGGUGGCGUUAGCUCCAAGUUCGAUCGCAAACAUCCGACACAAGACGAACGCAAUGGGCGGACUGGAGGAGACCAAAGGGGCCCGAAAUUGGCUGCUCGAAAGUCUCUUCCCACCGAAGAAGGAAGCUUAUCGGAGAGAAAGCGUAAAGCAACUACAGAGUCAACGGAAACGGCGAAAAGGAUGCGGCAAAGGAUGACACCAACUAACCGGUCGUUUCGCUGCGCUCAGUGAACCGUGGGAAGGAUCGAUACAAAUCAAUCGAGCUCUAUCGCUCCGGUGCGACCUUCGACGUGUCGUAGAAGAAGGGCUGUGAUCAAAACCUGCUUUCUUCAUCCUUUCACCACGUUUUACUUUGUUGCACUCACAUUCGUCUGCUAUCUGAAGCGCGAAUCAUAUUAUUGGUACACUUAUUGAUGUCUGAAUCAUUGCUCUCGAUAUCAUUUUCAGUACGUGCAAUAACGGAAAGUCACGAUGACUCCUGCUUAGCUUGUGCUUUCGUUUAUCGAUUGUAUUUGCAAGUUCUACAAUUCAAAAUACAUCUUUCGAUUGUUCGCAUAUAAUGUUUGUGAUCUUUUUUAGCCUUUAUUAUUUCAAUUUAACGUGUUUCGUGUGUACAACUUUAUUUCUUAGCACAAUUUUUUAAUAUCUGUUUUUAAACGUUUGGGGGGAAAAUGUGUUUUUGUGAGUUAGCAAAUAUUUUUCUUUUGUUUUUCAUAUAUGUAAUUUAUCAUUUUAUUUGUUCCGCUAGAUCGUAAGUGAACAAACAAGAAAAAGCUCGAACGAAUGUUAGUUAGAUGUUAACUAUACAAGUUUGUUUUUUUUUAUCAUUUGUGCCUUCGGUUUUGGUUCCAAAUACAAAAUUUCUCAUCAUGUAAGGAGUCCCUUAUUUUCCCACUCUACAACUGAUAACGUUCAAAUGAAUGGUCCGCCCGAACGAGACCUCUGUGUGUUAGCAAAUGUUUGAUCAAAGCACGGUAGAUUCCUUGUUUCGUUUUAGUUCAUAAAGUGCCUAUUGUGGAUCCGAAGGGAACCUAGCAAUAUCCAAAAGAGAAAAAAAAUACACCAUUUUGAUUUCUUCAGAUUCAAGAUUUAUUUUACGAUUCCGUACAGCUUCAUGACCGAGGGUACAUUUUUCUCUUCUCCCAAAACAACACCAUGGCUUGAUUCUGUACUAAAUACGCGAUUAAUUACACCAAAAACUAGCAAAAAUUUUCACUUCUAGAAGUAGAUUUAAGUUGAUAGUCGUGCUACGGCUCCGAAACGAACUGUUCUUAGGUGGCGUGAAAGCUUCUUUCGAACUGUGGUCAACAUGCUAAACAAAGUUUAAGAGAAAAGUGUUUUUGGUUUCUAUUUUUAUUGUAGGAAAAUAAAUAUUUUGAACUAUACAGUAC
Anopheles bellator is the source of this 3860-nucleotide messenger RNA. RefSeq lists its product as uncharacterized. Gene Ontology annotation, cellular component: nucleus; cytosol. Lineage: Eukaryota; Metazoa; Arthropoda; Insecta; Diptera; Culicidae. The record is from RefSeq and is a predicted model, not a curated record. Gene Ontology annotation, biological process: protein dephosphorylation. Gene Ontology annotation, molecular function: cation binding; protein serine/threonine phosphatase activity; mitogen-activated protein kinase binding. The coding region runs from base 1 to 2700 and encodes 899 amino acids. The transcript has 3 exons.